AUGGAGAUCGUGGACCAGCAGAUCUUCGAGCUGAAGAAGCUGUGGAAGAACAAGCGGCUCCUGCUGCACCAGGGCCUGAACCUGGCCAUGAUCGUCUUCAGCGCGUUGAUGAUCUGGAAGGGCCUCAUGUUCGUGACGAAGAGCGAGUCGCCCGUCGUCGUCGUGCUCUCCGGGUCCAUGGAGCCGGCGUUCCAGCGCGGCGACAUCCUCUUCCUCAACAACCAGGACAACCCGAUCCGCGUCGGCGAGGUCGUCGUCUUCAAAAUCAAGGACCGCGACAUCCCCAUCGUCCACCGCGUCAUGAAGGUCCACGAGAAGGCCGACGGCGCCGUCGAGCUCCUGACCAAGGGCGACAACAACCGCGUCGACGACCGGGGGCUCUACGCGCCGGGGCAGCUCUGGCUCGCGCGCGAGGACGUGCUCGGCCGCGCCAUCCGGGGCGGGAACAAAAUGAUUCAAGGCGCCAUCGGCACGCUGCGCUACGUGGGCAUGGUCACGAUCAUCCUCAACGACUACCCGGCGCUCAAGUACGUCCUCGUGUCCAUCAUGGGCCUCUUCGUCCUCACGAACAAGGAGGAGGCCUAA
Molecule: messenger RNA, 585 nt
Organism: Aureococcus anophagefferens
Lineage: Eukaryota; Pelagophyceae; Pelagomonadales; Pelagomonadaceae
Exons: 2
Coding region: 1-585 (194 amino acids)
Cellular component (GO): signal peptidase complex; membrane
Molecular function (GO): serine-type endopeptidase activity
Source: RefSeq, a predicted model, not a curated record